Molecule: messenger RNA, 2550 nt
Organism: Monoraphidium neglectum
Lineage: Eukaryota; Viridiplantae; Chlorophyta; Chlorophyceae; Sphaeropleales; Selenastraceae
Exons: 8
Coding region: 1-2550 (849 amino acids)
Biological process (GO): transmembrane transport
Cellular component (GO): vacuolar membrane; plant-type vacuole
Molecular function (GO): ABC-type transporter activity; ATP binding
Source: RefSeq, a predicted model, not a curated record
AUGACGAUCGAGCAGCUGCUGACGAUGCCGGCGAUCGAGCGAGUGCUGACUCAGCUGAGCUCGAAUCUGUCAAAGGAUUAUGGGGAAGACCUGGGGGCGGAGAGGGACGACGAGGCCAGCAGCACCAGCAGCGAGAGCAAGGAGGAAGAGGAGGGGGGCGGCGGCAGCGGCGCGCUCGGCGGCGGCAGGGGCAGCGGCGGUGGCGGCUUCUGGGGCAGGGGCAGCGGCGCCGGCAGGGGCAGCGCGGGCGGAAGGGGCAGCGGGGGCGCCGGCAGCCCGGCGAGGGACCCGUUUUACGCGGCGGCAGUCGCGGCUGCGCGCCUGAAGCGCUUCGCCCGCAGCGUCGCCGGCGCGCCCACCGCCGCCGGGCCUGCAGCGGGGUCCGACGCGGCCGCGGACCAGCCCGGCGCGGCGUCGGGCGACGCCGCAGCAGCUGCACCGGCGGCCGCGCUAGCGCCGGACGGGCCAAGCCCGGCGCCGAGGGCGGAUGUGAUCGCAUCGAUGACGUCCAGCACUUCGGGUUACACGACAGACUCGUCCCUGUCGCGCAUCAUCAGCCCCUUCAGCUUCCUCUCCGACUCCCUCCCAAACCUCGACGCCGCCGGCGGCGACGACGGAGGCGACGAGAGCUCGGCGGGGCCGGACAGCGGCGGCGAGGGCGCGGACAGCGAUGUGGAGCUUGCUGAGGGUGGGGACAAGCCGAGCGAGAUGCCCGACCUGUCGCGCCAGGCGAGCGAGAAGCUGGCGCGGCGGGCGCGGUUCGCGCGGUCCAAGAGCAGCAGCUUCCUCGCGUCUAAGAGGUUCCGGCGGGGGCUGAGCAUCCUCGGCAGCGGCAACUUUGGAGGAGGACCCAGGGCGGCCCCUGCCGGCGCCGGCCGGCUGCCGCAUUUGGUCGCGGCUGGCCGCGAGACGCGUCAGCAGCGGCGGCAGGCGCACAUCGCCGCGCAAAAUCACAACCGGCGGCAGCGCGGCGGCGCGCCGCUGCCGCUCACGGACGGCACGAGCGUCGCGGCGCGGCAGCCUGUGAGCCUCAAGGACGCGGGGCGGGCGCGCUCUGCGCCCCUCAAGAACGGCGGCCUGGCGCCCAACACCAACUGGCUGGCGCUGCCGGCCCUGGCGAAGGCCAACGUGCGCGCGGCCGAGGACGUGUCUGUCGGCGGCGUGCCCUGGUCGGUCUACAGCGGGCUGGUGCGGCGCUCCCUGCCGGCCGCGCUGCUGCUGGCGCUGGCGGCGCUGAUCGUGAGCCCGCUGGUGGGGCUCAUGGCGAACUUCCUGCUGGCCAAGUGGGUGACUGAGGACCCCUCAGGCAUCAUCGUGACCCUGGCCUUUGGCCACCAGUACCUCUCCACCUCCUGGCGCCCCCACUGGGUCGUGCGCUACGGCGGCCUCACCCUCAUCUCCGUCACCACCUGCCUCCUCGGCUUCGUCCUCGCGUUCGCCGCCCUCACGCACGGCGCCGGCGCCGCGCACGACGCGGCGCUGCGCGGCGUGCUGCGGGCGCCACUGUCGUUCUUCGCGUCCAACGCCGCCGGGUCGAUCCUCAACAGAUUCUCGGGAGAUCAAAAGGCACUCGACGACGAUCUGCCGGAGACCCUGGUGGAUCUCUGGGCGGGGUUCAUGACCCAGGCGGCCAGCUUUGCUCUGGCCAUCGUCGCAUUCCCGCCGAUCGCCGCGGCGAUCGCGCCCGCGCUCGCGCUGCUGUGGUGGCUGCGCACGAUGUACGUGCGCGCGAGCGCGCAGGCGCAGCGGCAGGAGGCGGCGGCGCGGUCGCCGGUGAUGGUGCGGAUGCGGGCGAUGGUCGAGGGCCUGAUGACGAUCCGCUCGUUCGGCCCGGGGGUGCGGCAGCGCGUGCAGGACGGCAUCCUGGAGUCUCUGGCCGAGGCGCUAGAGUGGUCCCUGGCCACGCGCGGCCUGCAGCGGUGGCUGGGGGUGCGGCUGGAGGCGCUCGUGCUGGUGGUGACGGCGGUGAUGUCGUUCGCGUCAAUGGGGCUCAUCGCCAAGGUUGCACCGACCACGCUGGGUCUGGCGCUGACCAAGCUCACCAGCACGCUGGGCGCGCUGAGCUGGGUCAUCCGGCAGAGCGCUGAGCUUGAGAACGCCAUGACCAGCGUGGAGCGCCUCUGCGCCUACGGCCGUGUGCGCCCAGAGGAGGAGGAGGUGGACGGCCCCCCCGCCCUUGGCGGCAAGGGGCCCGGCGGCAGCCUCGAGCUCGGCAAGGGCGGCGGCAAGGGCGGCGGCAAGGGCGGCGGUGGGGGCAGUUUGAAGCUCAGCGGCAGCCUGAAGAUCAGCGGGAGCGUCCAGAUCGCCAUCGGCGGCAAGGGGCUGCUGCGGCUGGUCCGCAGCGGCAGCGUCAAGUCUGCGGCCCCGACGCCGCCGGAGGGGUGGCCGAGCAGCGGGGCGGUGGAGUUUGAGGGGGUGGUCGUGCGCUACCGGCCGGGGCUGCGGCCGGUGCUGGCGGGCGUGAGCUUCAAGCUUGAGCCGGGGCAGAUGAUGGGCGUGGUGAGCUGCGCCAGCCGGGAGGGCAGGCGAGCCCUACGCCGCAAUGGUUAG